UAUGAUACGGACAGUACCAUACGAUACGGUACUCCGUAAUAACGAGCUUCCCUUCUUUUGACUGACAGCAGCAAGGAGGUAGGUUUUCUCACCCAGUGAUGAGGGUGACCAACGGACGGCGCCCCCGUUCACCACCAAGAAGGGCAGGAAAGAGGCACAACGGCAGCAAAGAGGCAUUCUCAAAACUGGUCAGCCAUUGCAUGCUUGUUGAUCUUUUGUCAUUCAGAUUUCUUGCUUGUGGUCAUAAUUCACCUCAUUCUUCGAUCAACAGCAACAAUCAAAAGAAAGAGGGCUCUCCCAUUUGGUUACCCAUCAGUCAGAUAAGAUAAAGCACAACCAUGCCUCGACUGUUUCCCACCGCUCGCGGCGUUCGCAAGACCCUCUCGGGCAGCUCGCACAAGGGCAGCCGGCAUGACAAGUAUCAGAACAAUCACACCAGUGCCUCGCAUUCUACCUGCACGGGUAUCAGCUUGACCGAAGGAGAUGCGGACUGGAUUGUCCGCAAGACGGAAACCCGCGUGGCAGAGACCGUCGCCAAAUCCAACUAUAUCCAAAAGCACUGCAAGCUCUACAAGCUGCCCCGUUUCGCGCUCGAAGAUUUGGAAAUGGGAGAACUUUUGGCCAAUGGUGGCUUUUGCGAAGUCCGAGAAAUCAAGUCGUUCUUGGUGUCCAACGACCUGGACCGCAACUCGGUCGACCCCAAGCGAUAUGUCAUUAAACAUCUGGCACCCAAGUUGGUGAGCAAGCCCAAACAGCUCGCUAUCGGAGCCAAAGACCUGGUCAUGGAGGGGUUCGUCUUGUCCUCGCUGAAUCAUGAAAACAUUCUCGAGGUCAAGGGAUUUGCAUCCUCGGGGGUCUCGGGGUAUGCCGCCACGGGGCGCAUUGAUGGAUUCUUUCUCGUCUUGCCUCGUUUGGACAAGACGCUACACAGGCAACUCCACGAAUGGAAGGUGGCCGUCAGACGCCAAAAAAAGUUACUGAGAAAGGCCAGCGAUGUCAGUGGGGAUGCAAGUGCCGCCGUUCCGGCCCUCGAAGAAGCCAGUUCUUCGGAAGAGGCAGUCGAGGACUCGGCCGCCGAAGAAGUAGAUACCUUUGAUCCAGAACAGUUCCCAUUCUGCGCGGCACGGAUACAAACCGCUGUCGAGGUCUCCAGUGCCAUUGCCUACUGCCACCGAAACCGAAUCCUAUAUCGCGAUCUCAAGCCCGCCAACGUCGGCUAUUGUUUUGAAGAAGACCGCGUAAAGUUGUUUGACUUUGGCUUGGCUGUGGAGCUUCCACCCAGCAAUGAUCCUGACAAGGGCUUCAAGUUACCAGGCAACACCGGAACAGCACGAUACAUGGCACCGGAAGUAGUCCGAUCAGAACCUUAUGGUUUCAAGGCCGACGUGUACUCUUUCUGUGUGUUGCUACACGAGAUUAUGGCACUGGCCAAGCCCUUUGAAAAGUUCACGGGGCAGGAAGUGAAGGAACAGGUUGCCACUUUGGGACGUCGUCCUGCCAUUGACAAAUCGUGGCCUCUGUCGGUCCGAAAGUUGUUGCGGCGGGGAUUCUCGGAUGUGACAGAAAUCCGACCUUCCAUGGAAGACAUUCAAGACAUUUUGGAGGACUUGGUGGAUUGCUUUUAGAAAGAGACAGAAAAGGCAGUUUUGGACGUAUCAUACUUGACAACGCGUAUCGGUGGAUAGAUUCGAUUCGGGCACGACCGCGCUUCAACGAGGUCGGUUGAACCGACUGUAGUCGCUCGGCACCAGGAUACGCGGGUGCUCUGUCGUGUCGCAGAAUACAAUUCAACCUCUACACGAUGGCGGGCCCCCCUUGUUACACUUGGACUUAUGUAGAAACUUCAUAAUAUCAAAACUCUAUGGGUAAUUC
This is a messenger RNA of Seminavis robusta, 1872 nucleotides long. The record is from the annotation of a GenBank genome assembly. NCBI's taxonomy places the organism in Eukaryota, Bacillariophyta, Bacillariophyceae, Naviculales, Naviculaceae.